Frankliniella occidentalis (western flower thrips) is the source of this 3399-nucleotide messenger RNA. RefSeq lists its product as uncharacterized. The record is from RefSeq and is a predicted model, not a curated record. NCBI's taxonomy places the organism in Eukaryota, Metazoa, Arthropoda, Insecta, Thysanoptera, Thripidae. The transcript is spliced from 2 exons. Bases 159 to 590 code for a protein of 143 amino acids.
UAUAUAUCGCAGUAAACCCUUCAGAUAUCGAUAUAGAUUAACCUCCGCUUGUGUAAAUAACGACGGCGAAACCGCUCGAGGGAGAGAGAUUUGUACGGCGGGACGGGCCUUUGCAGAGGGGCUCGCGGGGCAGCACCUCAAGGAGCGCGCGUCCUUCCAUGGAGAUCUGCCUAGUGACGGCGGAGGUGAGCAGCCCCGGCCCGUCCGGCUGGGCGCCCCCGCUGUCCGCGGCCAGCGCAGCCUCGGCCCCCGCACAGAGUCCUCGCCAGUCCUUCGGCGGCACGCCACUGUCCACGGCGGGGCAGCUGCGCGGCUGCAGCCCCGACCCCAGCAUCAGAAGCCUGCGCAGCAUCAGGUCGUACCGACCGCCGGAGACUCGCUCCCCCGACCUCUACGUGCCCAGGAACGCCAUGGGAAUAGCCGAGGCCCUGCCUGCGUCGACGAUGCUCCUCUCGUCCGACGAGGGUCCCGACGUCUCCCCGAGGUCCCCGUCGCUGUGGGAGGCGCUGGCCGGGUUCGUGUGCUUCCUCGGGGACAUCGUGUCAGUGUCGGACAAACCGAAGAGUCCGAAGAAGAAGGUCACCAACUAGGCUACUACCGACGGACGGUUCACUGACAACACGCUCCCGUGUUUGUUCGCGUCGUGUCGAGAUGAUUAUACGUUCAGGCUGGUCGUGUUCGCUACUUGGCUGGGGGGAGGGUUUGUGAUGCCUUCUCCACCCAGAUGUCGGUGUUGUGUGGCACGUACCGAACAGACGGCGAGUUGUUGAUUUGCGUGAUUAAGACUGGUACGUCGGAGUAAUAAACUUCCUAAAUAUCGUUAUAAUUUGCUUAUCGUUGUUGUUAAAGAGUUCUCGCGUCUUAAACAACUCUCCUUAACGUGUAGACUUGUUCUGAUCUCUACUUUUGAAUUCAGUCGCUUUGAGCACUUUGUAGAAAGAAAGAUCCUUGUCUUCCUAUAUUUUUCUAUUCUUCCUUAAACCUUUGAGUCCAUGUUGAGUAUUUGAGAGGUCAGCCGCUAGAGGUCUGCUCUGUCAUCCCAUCGUUUGGUGGAAACUAAAAUUGUUUUGAGACGAAUGAUUUGCCUUUCGGUCAAGUCGCCUUGUGUAAUAUUUGUCUUGGGUUUCACAAGUCUGACAAUAUCCAUGCUCGUGUUGUCAGAAAUCAUAUUCAAUUUUCAACUGUGUCACGCGUACUUAAACCCGCGCUUAAGGAACAGUGGAGAUGUUUUUAAUAUUCAGUACUAUAUUUACUGCGUCAAUUAAUAGAAGCAGAACUGUUUUACUUUAUUGACUCGUGCGCACUCAGAGGAUGACAUAUCGUAAACACGUGUGCUUUUAAUCUUUGGUAGCACUGCCGAUCUAGAUGUCGCAAGCCACUCCUGUAAAGUAAUGGGUUUAACGCCAUGAACAGAAUCGCGAAUACAGCUUGUUUACUGCUUGUACAUACGUUCAAAAAAUUUCGUCCACAAAAUCAGCCGGAGACGCGUCUUAUUUUUUCGUACCUUUAUGACAUAUCCUAAUUAACCUAAAUUUUUAUCACGCUAUGAGCUACUGUAAGCUACACGUUUGACCACUAACUCUUCUGUCCUAUCGCCUGUGUCAUAUCUUUUGUACCUGUGACAGCAAUGACCAGUUGAGAUGUAAUAUUGGGUCCACUCAUUACCAAUUUCUGACAAAAUCAGAUUGAGAUUUCCUCUGGACAAUGGUGUAAGUCUACGCUUCUGGCGUAUUUGUAUUACUUUGUAGGUUGAUAUGCGCAACAUCUUGUUACAUAAAUAAUAUUUAUAUUAAUUUUGGCCUAUGCACUUUCUUUGAGUGCCUCUUGAGUGAUAUUACUAUUUUUCUAGCAUAGAGACUAAUCUUCGUGUCGUGCUUUGAAUGUUAAGAAACAUAUGUUUUAUGCACAAAAUUUACUCUAAAUAAGCUGAUGUACAUAGACCUUGUCUUGUUUGCUCUGAAAGCUAUGAUCUUUGUUAAUUGUUCUGUGUGCAGUCUGACCUUAGUUGAUAGAAUAAGGUGCAUUUUGCAGAACUGUUUCUAUUCUCUUGGACCAAGAAAAGGUACAGGCUCCAAUACAAGGGAAUGCACGCAUAUUUUGCUGCUAAUGUUAAUUAAGAAAAGUUCGUUUCAUAAUAUUUGCCACGUUAUAUCUUAAUUAUUCCCUCCCUUUCGAACUGCACAGAACUUUUUCAGCUCUUUCAUAGCUUAACUGAUUAUGAAAAAACGGAAUUAACAUAUCGCGUUUAAAAUUUUGAACCUUUAUCUUAACGUGUAAUGUGAAAAAUGUCGCCGACUGUUCUGAGAAAGUAGAGGUUUAUCAUAUCCUAGUAUCGGAGUCUAUCUUUUCUGAUUUUUAUUUUCCAUUUUAUUAAAAGUCUUUUAUUGGCGAGUUGAAAAGUGCAAGAAGAAUGCGGGGUGUAUUUUUGUGGUUGAACUGUGCUGGACGGUCACAAGUAGGGGGACGGGUUGAGAAAUAGAGCAAGGGUACAAUAGUAAACUAUACAAUCGAUUUUUUGAAAAGGGUUCUGGCUUUUGCUGUUGCUACAAAAGAGUUCACUUUUGCACAGCUGUUGGUUUUCUCCCACAUGUUCCGCGGACUUGCUCUGGUGAGACUCAUAUCGCACUCUUUGUGGGACCAAGUAGUAAAUCCCCGACAUAUCCCACUUAACAUUAUCAGAUCGUUCUCUUACGCUCUUUUGAGUGACACGGCUGAAGUACUCAACCCGCAAAUAUCAACUUGUGAUCGGACAGGAAGGAAACUUGGCUUCCUACUCAAGAAUCUUGUAAAUAAGUGUAUGUAACUCUUUUUUCAGAACUGUGUCACUUUUAUACUGGCUGUACUUUUCUAUUGACGACUUUCGCCCCGUAGUGGGACCGCUAUAGUCUGUAUUUUGGGUUUAUAGUUCUCUUGUAUAUAGAUUGUGACGUCAAAAACCCAGAGAAAGGUCUUUUUGGUCAGAAAUGCUUUUUAGAAAACUUUGGUUUUACACCGCCGCCGCCAAGCGAUAUCGCACGUGGCUGGCGGCUGCUGAGACUCGCUCAAUGAGGCAAUCAGCCGAGGGUCGAAAAAAAUAUUUUCUACGUUUAAGGAAGAAAAUAAUAGUUCGCUUGGAUUCGAUUGCAGUUUUUUCCUCCAUGGCCUUACGUAUCUAAUGAUUUCGGACAGUAUUAUUAAAUAUGGUCAGUGCACCAUUGCUCUCGGGCUUAAACGGCUUUGUGUGUUUGACGGCACUGACCCUCCUUGCGGUCCUGCAGUAGAUUUUUUGUAAUGUUUAAGACCUAUUUUGGGCGAUAUUCCAUUUCAGCACGUUCCAAGAAAGAGUCGUCACUGUCUUUUUUAAUUUCAAUCUUGGAUCUACCAUAUCCGUGAGAAUAAAAAAUGUCUUCUUGAGCGUUA